This is a messenger RNA of Spinacia oleracea (spinach), 1402 nucleotides long. RefSeq names its product membrane-associated kinase regulator 5. The coding region runs from base 99 to 1070 and encodes 323 amino acids. NCBI's taxonomy places the organism in Eukaryota, Viridiplantae, Streptophyta, Magnoliopsida, Caryophyllales, Amaranthaceae. The record is from RefSeq and is a predicted model, not a curated record. The transcript has 2 exons. Gene Ontology annotation, cellular component: plasma membrane.
CCAGACAAAAUCAAUUCAACACUUUCUCUCUCCUCUCUCCCUCUUUUUCCUCCUUCAAACAAACAGAUUUUGACUCAAAUAUUCACCAACGACCAACAAUGGAGGUAUUAACGAUGCUAAAAUUCUGGAAAUCUAGCACUUCUAAAGUUGCCGCAGGAACCACCGCUAGCGACGGAGAUGCCGCUGAAACCAUCACUGAAUCCACCAUUUCCGAUCAUCUCACAGAAGAGAGCGACGAUGACGAUGACUCAUUCUUCGAACUGGAGCUCGCAUUGCCGGCUUACGACUCCAAAUUCUCUCUCACUUCUCCUUGUUCGAAGAAUUCAUCAGAGAACUUCUAUAAUUGCGAAGAUGAGAGAGAAUCUAAGCCGAAAAUGAAGUCCAAACCUCAAUCUCCGAUUUCAAUUCUUCGAUCGGCGUCUCCGAAACUCCGAGUCUUCAUGUUCGGCAAACUCAACAAGAAGUCGAAGCGCGUUGAUGAGAUUUUCGAAACGGAGAGCGUUUCAUCGACUUCUUCUCCAAAACGUAACAGUUCAAGCCUGUUCACAGUCAAGUUCAGAAUCGAAGACGGAUCAAUAGUUCCGAAAUUCACUCGGAGUCGCAGCAACAGCUCAAACGUUUCCACCAGUCCGAAGAUCGAAAAACAGAGCUCCGACGCUCUAACAGAAUCGUCGAAACGUUUCUCCAAAGACGCCGUUCAAAAAACAUUUCUAAACCUCAUCAAGCCGAAAACCUCGAGAAAGUGUAUCGACGGCGAGAAAACCGCUUCUUCUCCAACAAGACAGUCGUCGACGACGGCGACGCCAUUUUCUUCGCUGAAGAAGGAGAAAGAGAGCAGUCGAUUCAAAGCGAAAUGUAAGCAGCUAGGAAAGAGCAAAUCAGCUUCAGCGAUGAUCGUUCCGUCUCCGGCGAGUUUCCCGGCGAGAAACGACCAUCCUUGUGACGGCAUUGAAGGCGCUAUUCUACACUGCAAACGCUCUUUCACCACUUCAAAAGGACAUUCGUCAUUAUCGAGAUGUAGCAGCGAUCCAUCACAUGAGAAGUCAAUUCAAGUGUCAGACAUAAUCUGAAGAAAAAAAAAGAAGAUGAAAUGAUUAGUGGUUGCUGCCUGUAAACUUUUGUUUGAUUAUUGUACUCCGUAUUUAGGAGAGAGAAAGUGGCGGGAAAAUCUUCUCCCAUUGUUGGUUUAAUCAUAAUUAGGAAAGCAUAGUUUGGUGAAUAUCUCUGUAUUUGAGAGAGAUGAUUUUGAGAUUAGGUGAGUUUAGUUUGUUAGGAGUGAUGAUUUUGAACGAAUUUAGAUGAUGAUGACCAGUGGAUGAGUGACGAGUGAGCUUAGGUCACUUGAGUCGUCUUGUAAAGCUUUUUUAACUGUUUGUUAAUGAUGAUAUGGUAUUUUUGUAAA